GCGGGCGCAGGGCAACGGCGGAAAUGACGUCUCGGGUGUUGAUGCUGAGGGAAGCGGCAUGGCGGAAGGCGGCGGCGAUGGUUCCUCCGAGCCCGGCGGGCUCUUGCAGCAGAUCCUGAGCCUCCGCCUCGUCCCGCCGCCGGGGAACCUCACCGGAGCCGCCUGCCCCAGGACCCUCUGCCACUUCUCAGAGAUGUGGUACGGUGUCUUCCUCUGGGCCCUGGUCUCCUCCAUCUUCUUCCACAUCCCGGCUGGGCUGCUGGCCCUCUUCACCCUCCGGCGGCACAGAUACGGCAAGUACAUGUCAGUGAGCAUCCUGCUGAUGGGCGUUAUGGGACCAAUCGCCGCCGGGAGCUUGACAAAUGAGAAAUUUCCCACAGAAGAUUGGGCGACUUGGAAGGCACUCUGGCACCACGAGAUGCAGAGCCAACCUUGGGAAAUGGGUCCACAAAGUGGAGUCCAAGUGGAGAAGAGCAAGCCACAGACCACCGACUACAAUGUGGCCUGAGCCCUGCCACGUGCACUAUGGAGGACCUUCUUAAGAGCAACACCAGAGGUUCCAAGUGGCCAGAUUCUGGUCAAAGGACAUUUAGUAUCAUACCAAGUUUUUAACUUUGUGUUUUUAAAUACAUUAUAACUGUAUCCUCAAUUCAGUGCUGACACGAUAAAUAAAUCUAUAUAUGAUCUAUUAACUAUCAUCUUCUCUGUCCUGUAUUUACUACCUACUAUGUGUCUCUAAUCUAUGCCUUCUGUUUCAUCUAUCUGUUCAUCUAUAAUAGAAACAGACCCACCCGCUGCUACUGGCCCCAGUGGGAAACCUGUUAGUGGGUCGUACCUUGUCUGUGCCGAGGUCCGUUUUCACCCACCCGGGGUGGAUUGCCACGCACAGGAUGCCCUUGUCCUUGUACUCCAGGGCCUGGCACUGCGUGAGCAUGUUCAGCGCUCUCUGGAGAGACAAACAGAAGGAGGGACAUAUGGAUGGACACAUGGACACAUUGUUCCGUAUGCCGGCUCCCUGGCCGCCUGGCCUUCCUGCCACAGAGCGCAUUCCCUUCUCGCCCGCUUACUUUGCUGCAGCGGUAGGCAAUGACGGGGAAGGUGCCCAUGUGCGGAGCGUUGCCGAUGGAGCCGCCGAUGGUGGAGAAGUUGAUCACGGCAGGUCUGCAACCGCCCGGGCCCUUCCCGCUGGUUGUCUUCGCGGCCGCAAUCAGCAUCGGGAGGAAAGCCUGCGGAGAAGCACAGGCGCCGUGAGCAUAGUCAGGACUGGAGGUAAGGCAGUGAGAUUUAUUUAUGUGCAAGAUCUUGCAACCUCUGAACUAUUGCAAAAUGUGCUGCAAGGGGUCCCUCCUACGUUUUUGCAGUUUCAUAAACUUUCCCCAUGUUUUGACGCUCUAACCGAGGGGUCCCCAAACUAAGGCUUGCCCAAAGUCUGAAAUAACUUGAAGGCACCAUAACAACAACAAUCCUACUUAACUUGACUAUCUCAUUGGCCAGAAGCAGACCCACACUUCCCAUUGAAAUCCUGAUAGGUUUAUAUUGCUUAAAAUUGUUUUUAUUUUUAAAUAUUGUAUUGUUCCUUCAUUUACUAAUAUUGUGCUAUGGUAAUAAUAUAAUAUAUUGUGUAUACAUAUAAUAUUGAUACCCACACUUCCCAUUGAAAUCCUGAUAGGUUUAUAUUGGUUAAAAUUGUUUUUAUUUUUAAAUAUUGUAUUGUUCCUUCAUUUACUAAUAUUGUGCUAUGGUAAUAAUAUAAUAUAUUGUGUAUACAUAUAAUAUUGAUACCCACACUUCCCAUUGAAAUCCUGAUAGGUUUAUAUUGGUUAAAAUUGUUUUUAUUUUUAAAUAUUGUAUUGUUCCUUCAUUUACUAAUAUUGUGCUAUGGUAAUAAUAUAAUAUAUUGUGUAUACAUAUAAUAUUGAUAAUAAUAUUAUAAUGUAAUACAAUAUAAUAUUUAUUUAUUUAUUACAGUACAGGGGACUCUGCGCGGCUAAUAAUAAUAAUGCAAUGUAAUAAUAUUGUAUAAUAAUAUUAAUUAUAUAUUAUAUAUUAAAUGUAAUCUUACUAAUAAUAUUACGGUAUAAUGGUAUAGUACAAUAUAGUAAUACAUAAUGCUAAUAUUGUGCUAUGCUAAUAAUAUAAUAUAUUGUAUGUACAUACAACUUGUAAGCUGCUCUGAGUCUCCUGUGGGGUGAGAAAGGGUGGAGUAUAAAUGUAGCAAAUAAAUAAAUAAAUAAUUGUUGUUGGGGGUUUUUUUUGCACUACAAAUAAGACAUGUGCAGUGGUGUGCAUAGAAAUUUGUUCGUUUUUUUUUCCAAGUGAUAAUUCGGCCCCUCAGCAAUCUGAGGGACCAUGAACCGGCCCUCCACUUUAAACGUUUGAGGACCCCUGCUCUAACCAAUUUGGAAAUGCCCUUGUGUCGCAUGGGGCUACCUUGGUGAUCAUCAUGGGCCCGACCACGUUGGUGUGGAAGACGCUGAGCAUGUCGUCCUGGGUGACGGACUCGAGGGUGCUGGGCGGCAUGAUGCCGGCGUUGUUGAUCAGGAGCGUCAGGCCCUUCCCGGCCAGGUGGGCCUCGGCUUCUUGGGCGGCGGCCUCGAUGCUCCCUUCGUCCGUGGAUUCUGUAAAGGUGCAUGGGAUGUAUUACGAGAGGGAUUCAUCAUCACACCUUUUUACGGUCCAAAGAUCCAUCUGCUGGGAGGGGUUUGACUGUGUUUCCUUGCAGAAAGGGGUUGGACUGGAUGACCCUUGGGAGUCCCUUCCAACUCUAGGAUUCUGUGACUUCCAGCACAAUGGAUAAAAAGCUUUGCUUUGCACAGAACAGCUUAGGAUGCAUCUAGGUAGUAGAAUGGAUAAGGAUUGGCUCCACUCUUAACUGCCAAUGAUUCCACGCUAUGGAAUCCUGGGAGUUGUAGUUUGUUGGGGCCCCAGAAGGAUCCUGUAGAAUGGAAAGGGUUGCUUCUAAAAGGACAGUAUCAGAGAAGGCUUUGCUGUGGGGACGAAGGAUAGGAGACCUGAAACUCACCUUUAAGCUUGACUUACCAUAAGCAAAAGGGAAUAAUAACACAACUUUAGAAAUGCGUGGGCAUGUACAUUCUUUUGUGUUUGUGGUUUGCGAAGGGAGGAGCCCUGCAAAGGCACACCUGCGCAUCUCACAGAGACAGGGUUCGGUCCCUUUUGUGCUCUUAAUCUGCGCCUUUCAGCCACGUCUACCCAACAAGGGACAGGCCUGGGCUUGGAAGCUGCCUUUUACAUUUCUUGGAGAAACACCAGCAUUAUGCAACCAAUGAUAUUACCCAAAGGUUGAGAGAGUCAGAAACACUGGGGUGUCUGUGGUGGAGGAAAAACAGAAAAUCUAGGCUGAAAUUGUCCCCUUGUGAAAGCCUUCACCUGGGUGGUGAGCAGGAUGUGUUGGUGGAGGACAUGGACAGGGCUCUUGGGCAUGUUCACGGCACUCACUAUAACUGGGAUGUCUGUGGUGGAGGAAAAACAGAAAAUCUAGGCUGAAAUUGUCCCCUUGUGAAAGCCUUCACUUGGGUGGUGAGCAGGAUGUGUUGGUGGAGGACAUGGACAGGGCUCUUGGGCAUGUUCACGGCACUCACUAUAACUGGGAUGUCUGUGGUGGAGGAAAAACAGAAAAUCUAGGCUGAAACUGCCUUCCCUUGGGUGGUGGGCAGUGUGGUGUUUGUGGAGGACACUGGCAGGGCUCUUGGGCAUGUUCACGGCACUCACUAUAACUGGGAUGUCUGUGGUGGAGGAAAAACAGAAAAUCUAGGCUGAAACUGCCUUCCCUUGGGUGGUGGGCAGUGUGGUGUUUGUGGAGGACACUGGCAGGGCUCUUGGGCAUGUUCACGGCUCUUUCUAUAAUUGCAAUGUCAUUGGAGGAGGGCCAUUGGUGUCUCCUGAGUAAUGGGACCUAUGGCUGUUCGUGGGAGCCUGUCUGUGUACGCGCACACCCUGCCACAUGCACACAUACAUAUGCAUUUUCACCUUUUUUAUGUGUGAAAAAAUAAACUCAAGGGAUCCUCCUUGGCUCCUGCUUUGCCUCUGUUUGUUUUGAAUGCCCCACAGCCUAUUCCAAAAGAGCAGCGCUAAUGAGGGCGAGGUCCCGGGCGCUGAGUGCAAAUCAUGCGCUCCGACAGGCACAUGUAACGCAUGGCCAUGCAUCCCUCCUUCUGUCAACCCACCGUCCAAGGAAACAAGCAAUGGGCCCAGUGCAAAAACAAGGGUCCAAACACCCUUUCUGCAGGGAAAAAGGAAAGGUUUGUGCACAUACCGAGUUGCAAGAUCACCAGGUUGGGAUGCUUCGAAGCCAGUUUUUUCAGUUCCUAGAAUCAGGAUUAAAAAAGAGAGUCUGCAUUAUAAGACGCACACAUUCAAAGCUGCCUGGAUUCCAUCCUUACUGAAGAAAGAAAAAUACAAUUCUGAAACAGGAUUCUAGUUUUUCAGUUAAUCUCAACCCAUUCAACCUAGUUUGUGGCAGCUGCAAAAACGAAGUUCCUGGAGAAUAGCAACUACAGUAGAGUCUCACUUAUCCAAGCCUCUCUUAUCCAAGUUUCUGGAUUAUCCAAGCCAUUUUUGUAGUCAAUGUUUUCAAUAUAUCAUGAUAUUUUGGUGCUAAAUUCAUAAAUACGGUAAUUACAACAUAACAUUACUGCGUAUUGAAUUACUUUUUCUGUCAAAUUUGUUGUAUAACAUGAUGUUUUGGUGCUUAAUUCGUAAAAUCAUAACCUAAUCUGAUUAUCUUUUGGCAGACCAAGACCCCAAAAUUACUGCCAAAGUUGCUAGCUUUUGUGCAGCAGCGAUAACUUGUCGGUGUAAGAUGUUGCCACAGUUUUAGAAGAUUUUAAUAUUUACUUCAGCAUUUACCUUUGUCAUUUUAGCAUAUAAAUGUUUUAUGUCAUUUAACUACCUCAUUCAAUACUGUGUUUUAACCUUGUUCUUCACUGUGUUUCUUAAUACAGUAGAGUCUCACUUAUCCAACACUCGCUUAUCCAACGUUCUGGAUUAUCCAAGCCAUUUUUAUAGUCAAUGUUUUCAAUAUAUCGUGAUAUUUUGGUGCUAAAUUCGUAAAUACAGUGAUUACUACAUAGCAUUACUGCGUAUUGAACUACUUUUUCUGCCAAAUUUGUUGUCUAACAUGAUGUUUUGGUGCUUCAUUUGUAAAAUCAUAAACUAAUUUGAUGUUUAAUAGGCUUUUCCUUAAUGCCUCCUUAUUAUCCAAGCUAUUCGCUUAUCCAACAUUCUGCCGGCCCGUUUAUGUUGGAUAAGUGAGACUCUACUGUAUCUAAUUGUAUACGUUUCAACGCUAUUCUGAUGCUUGUACAUUUUCUGUUGCUGGUCAUUGACUGUAAUAAAUAAAUAAAUAAAUAAAUAUAUAA
Messenger RNA from Anolis carolinensis (green anole), 5378 nucleotides. It is a transcript of the gene tmem170a, whose product is annotated as transmembrane protein 170A. Gene Ontology annotation, cellular component: endoplasmic reticulum membrane. Bases 59 to 508 code for a protein of 149 amino acids. Gene Ontology annotation, biological process: endoplasmic reticulum tubular network organization. NCBI's taxonomy places the organism in Eukaryota, Metazoa, Chordata, Lepidosauria, Squamata, Anolidae. The transcript has 3 exons. The record is from RefSeq and is a predicted model, not a curated record.